UCCGAAACUUGUCAGCUACCUUUGGACCCAUGGAGAGACUUGCCUUCCAACAUAAGACACACCUUUAGACUCAUUCUGUACAGCCUACCUGGACGAUCACAACAGUAAAACCAUCUGAACUUUGGGCCCAUUGACUUGAAGUAGGUAGUUGAGGAUAUCCACUUCUCUGUAUGGACAACUUCUUACCAGCAAUGAUUUUAAAUUUGAUUUAAUUACACCGGACCAGGGUUUAUACAUGGACAUCUAGCAUUGUCAGUAAAGACCGAGAAAAUGUACGGAACCGCAGCACCUUUUUCCUAUUCCCCAAGGGGUUUCGUGCCGGAGGAACAACCGUCAUUUAGGCGAGGUUUUCAACAGGAUGAACCCAGGAACUCACCAUUUCAGAGAAACAGUCCGUCCAGGCCCAGUGGCAAGGCAAUAUACUCCCAGCGAAAAGAGCACAUAGAAACACUGAACAAAGAAGACAACGUUCACUACAGAGUUGAGCACCUGUUUACCUGUGAAUUGAUCAGCCAUGAGGCUAACAGCCUGGAUGAGUGCAUCGCCAAGCUCAAGAACCUAGACGCCAAAGGCCGGAUAUGGCCGCAGGACAUGAUCCUAGACGUGCAGGGAGGAUACCUGCAGCUCAACGACAUCGAGACAAAGGCUGAGCUGGAGUCCCUCCCCCUGGCCUCCGUCCUCAAGACCAGCACCGUGCUGGACUGCUGCGCCUACAACUCCCUGCUGGCCGUGGUGGUGCAGCAGCGCUUCAGGAGGAGCACUCAGGUCUACAUCUUCCAAUGUGAAGAGGUCGGGGCCGAGUUCAUUAAGAGAGAUCUGGAUAAGGUCGUCCAAGGAGCGCCAGCUCUUGUGGACAACCAUAGCAACCAGUUGAACCUCCGCAACGACCGGGAGCACAUCCCUGCACCGUGGGUCCCAGGAGGCUCCAGCCCCCGGGCCGUGCUGGACCGCCCCCCCUCUCCCCUAGAAUACCGCCCCAGUGGCAGGGCCUUCGGUAGGAUCUGUUCUCAUGCAGCGGCGUUGGGAAAAGGCAGAUGUCGACCCGGAUUGAAGCCGUCCCCCGCCCCUCGGAGCUACGCCCCCGUGGACCCUCCCCCCGCCCCUCGGAGCUACGCCCCCGUGGACCCUCCGCCUGCCCCUCGGAGCUACGCCCCCCCACCGCAUGAGAGCCACUACAAUGCUGAGAUGGAAAUGGGCAGACAGGAGAGUCGGCCAAUGACAGAAUAUACCGACAUAGGGAGAGAUACGGAAAUCCUAAACCAUGUGUUCAUCGAUGUGGAGCUCUUCAUGGGGCUUCUAGCCGCUACAGUACUGCCCCAGGGCGAAAAUGGCAAGAAGAAGAAAGCUAUCUCAAAGAAGAAAUCCAAGACAAAAGGAGCCGGCAUACCACCUGCAGAUCAAUAUGUUGGAUAUCUUCAAAAAGUCAAGUAUGGCUUCAAUCUACUAGGUAAACUGAACGGGCACCUGACCAAUCCCAGUGCACCAGACUAUGUCCACAUCCUCUUCAGUACUCUUCGAAUCGUGGUCCCGCAGUAUGCCCCUGGCAUCUCCAUGAGAGUGGUCUCCCCCAUGCUGACAGAGCCGGCCCUGCAGCUCCUGGACCAGGAGACGAGUCCAGAGGAGGACCAGCUGUGGAGGUCCCUGGGAGAGUGCUGGAACCUCCCCAGGAACAAAUGGCCGCACGAAGUCCUGCCGUACAUGCCACAGUUUUCUGACGGUUGGCAGAUCCCGCCCCGGGCGACAUCUUCCCAGAUGGUGGCCCUCAACCGCAGCAACAGCCAGCGUUUCCCCCCUUCUCCCUCCAGCAACGGGCCCCCAUAUGACCCCCGGAGCAGCAGAGAAGAGCAGAGGAACGACAGCCACUGGGCCCCACCAUCACCACGCCAGAGCGGGCCGCCCCUGUACAUGCGGGUCAUCUAUGACUUUGUGGCAAGGAACAGCCAGGAGCUGAGUAUUCAGAAAGGAGACGUGGUCCAGGUGGUAGACAAGUCUAAACAGUGGUGGAUCGUCCGCAAUAAUCUCCAGGAGGAGGGACAUGUUCCCCAGAAUGUUCUGGAGCCCAUGAAUGAGUCAGUGCCCAUGGACAACCCACAGGGCUCCCGCGGCCGUGGUCCCCCGUUGGACCUGAUGUCCAGCCCUGCGGAUGUUCGAGCCUGGCUGGAUUACAAAGGCUUCUCCAAAAUGACGGUGCAGAGCAUCGGUGUGCUGAGCGGAAAACAGCUGCUGGGAUUGUCCCGCGAAAACCUACGGCUUGCCUGCCCCGAGGAAGGCGGCAAAAUGUUCUUCCAGCUGCAGCCCAUAAAGUCUGCCAUUGCACUUGCCUCCGAGCCCGGGUAUGGACCCUACAAUGGCCGUCACUAGUGACCAGUCUCCGAGUGCAUUAUAAUGGCGGUCGUAAUUAAACUGGUUCUAUUUAACUCAAUUGAUUACUGAUCAAAACCAACUUUUGUGCCAACAGAUGAUCGCUAAGAGGUUGAUUUUAUGUGCUGCAUUGAACUACUUCAAAUCAGUUAUACACUAAUUUUCCAACUGCAAUUAAGGCAUGAAUCAGACCUACCGAAUUUUUUAAAAUAUGAAGUAUAGCUGCAAAUUAUCUGUCAACCACCCAAUGUAUCAUUUACCUACCUCAUUUAAAAUCUAAUAAAUAAAUUCUAUCAAUUUUUUUUAUUUAAUCGAAAAUCAAGCAUUAAGAGUGAAUUACGUUGUCCAAUAAAAGCAACUCGCCGCAUAAAUGGAUAA
Gadus chalcogrammus (walleye pollock) is the source of this 2739-nucleotide messenger RNA. RefSeq names its product EPS8-like 3b (gene eps8l3b). Gene Ontology annotation, cellular component: plasma membrane; ruffle membrane; vesicle. Gene Ontology annotation, biological process: positive regulation of ruffle assembly; Rho protein signal transduction; regulation of Rho protein signal transduction. Lineage: Eukaryota; Metazoa; Chordata; Actinopteri; Gadiformes; Gadidae. Bases 271 to 2361 code for a protein of 696 amino acids. Gene Ontology annotation, molecular function: actin binding. The transcript has 20 exons. The record is from RefSeq and is a predicted model, not a curated record.